AUGCAGGCUGUCAUGGCGCAACCCCCGCAAACCUCUGCCUACGGGGCUGUUCCUCUCCGCCGUAAACCCAUAGCAAACCCCGGCAUAUCGGUGCGACCCCCGCAACACCAAUACCACAACGACGGUCAACUAGGACAUUCACGAACGCGCACUACGAGCUCAGGCAUCUUCCCCGCCCAGUCACCCACCGCAAGCACCAUGAACUCGCAAUACCCUACCCAGUACCAGAGCAGUCUCCGCCGAACCCCGACCUCGUCAACGAGCUCUACCACUGGCACGCCGAACCGCUCCAACAGUGGCGCCCUCCGUCGCUCCUCGUCCACCCGCUCCGGCGGCAAUUCGCCCACCUCGUACGUUGCACUCAUGCGGAAACAAAAGGCUACUGUGUGGUGUGACCGGGCCCAAUACGAAGACCCCCGCAUGCUUGCACAGCAACGGCAGGCUAAGAUGCGGGCAAACAUGGAGGUAGCAGGCGGACCCCACCACGUCCCCCCGCGAAGUGCUUCAGGAGGAUCUAGCAUGACCGGCGGUGUGCGGUCCAAGAUUGGGCGUCACCACGGUCUGCCAAAAGCAUCGCUAUAUGCACCUGUCACGUAUGCAGGGUCUGGUGUUCCUAUGCGCCUCAGUGCUUCCGAGGUGGACGAGGGCGACGACGAAGACGCAGGCUCAGUCAAGAAUGGCCAGUACCACCACCGCACAGGUUCAGGCCGUUCCUCGCUCGGUUCAGGACGACGCAUGUCUUACGCCAACCCCACCGGCCGCAUAUCCUCUAACAGCACUCCCCCGCUGAACUCAUCCCCGGACGGCGAGCUCGCCGACCUCAAAGAAGAGCCCACCCCUUCACCAGCCGAAUACGACGUCAACGCGCCCAAUGACAACAGCUACUUCCAACAUACCAAGACCAACACAAGCACAGGCAGUGGCAGUAGUGGGGAACGCAACUUUGGCGAUGUGGGGCAAAUGCCAGCGCCUGGAAUGUUGAAGCCACCCGCUGCAACAGAUAAGAAGGGCAGUAAGGAUGACCUGGUUCGAAGAGGCAGUGUGGACGAGCGGACCAUGACCAUGGGGACGAGGCUCUUCGUCGCAAACCCCGAUCUUAGCGAUUGA
Alternaria ethzedia is the source of this 1107-nucleotide messenger RNA. RefSeq lists its product as uncharacterized. NCBI's taxonomy places the organism in Eukaryota, Fungi, Ascomycota, Dothideomycetes, Pleosporales, Pleosporaceae. The record is from RefSeq and is a predicted model, not a curated record. The coding region runs from base 1 to 1107 and encodes 368 amino acids. The transcript has a single exon.